AUGCAGAGGCCGCCACUUCCCGUUCAGCCGCCAAUAUGGGCUCAGUCUCGACAAGAGCUUUGCGAAUCUUUCGACUGGUUCCGUAGCUAUCAAGGCGGUGUCUACUUCUUGCAUAAUAUCGUCAAAGGCUACUUGUUGAGCGCGUACUCUUCGGAUCGAGAUAUAUGUCAUCACGACGGCAGGCUGAUCAUAUCGCAUGGAGGGGGCAAGUCGGAAGCAUUACAUACCAAAAAAGGCCAGAUUGAAAAACAAUCAGCGUCGGAUCAACUUGCGGAAGACAAGUCUGUCAAGGCACUUCUCAACACUUUCAAGACAGGGCAGCCUGUUGUGCUCCUGAUAGACGAUCGAUAUUCCUUAUUCCCGUUCGAUUUGGCUGCUGGGAAGUAUACAUACGUAGUCCUUGGAUUCUAUAGGAUCGUACAUGCCUGGGGUAAAUCUACUUCUGAUCUGCAACUUCUCCCAACUGGACAGCGAGUGGUGCGCUACAAGUUCGCAUUCCAGUGGUGUGACCAACAGGGAAUUCCGUGGUGGUGCCAGAAGAGCCCCACUGAUGGUAAACCCUCGCGCGUUUUAGAGUAUCUCAAGUACCAUUGCCAAGAUUUUUUGAAGCUCACAGAUACUACGGAAGGCUGCCAAGCUUUACUAGAUAUUUUACCUGAAAACCUUCCAGAUUGUCAGAACAUGAUCGUAACGGAUCUGUCUAGGCCCUUGCCGUUUUCCUCCGGAAACAAGCAAUGCUCUUACCGAACAUACACUCUACCUGAGGAUAGAGGAAAGAUUCACUUGAUCCAAGGCCAUCCUCUAAUCAAUGAGGAGGCUAAUCAGAUAUUCCAGGAGUAUCAAGAACAAGCGAGUAGCGGUCAGCUCAAAUUUCGUCGGUUUCCUAUGAAAAAUGCUCUAGGUCGAGGUCGGCUUCUGACGAAUUAUUUCUCCCAAAAUAGUGCCUGGUGCCCAAUAUCAGGUAAACUUUCUCUUGGUCUAGAUGAUGCAUUCCUAAUGGGAUCGCAGUACGUUGGGAGCGCAGACCAGACUGUCCCCCUCGAAGAUGCAUGUUCGGCGGUUCGGCGCGCUCUGAACCUGAUUCGACAGCGUGUCAAGGACGCGCUCAAAUCUGACGUUUGUUUUAACGAAAUUCUGAGUGCUGCGUACAUGGAGAAGCAAAGUAUGGCUGGGGAUAUUGUCGUGAUGGACGGGCUUGACGUGCAGAAGUACUACGAACAUACGGUUAUUCCUAGGAAUUUUCGCAUAGCUGCAACGGCACGAUGCAUCUCAAAGGAAAAUUGGUCUUGA
Molecule: messenger RNA, 1290 nt
Organism: Heterobasidion irregulare TC 32-1
Lineage: Eukaryota; Fungi; Basidiomycota; Agaricomycetes; Russulales; Bondarzewiaceae
Exons: 13
Coding region: 1-1290 (429 amino acids)
Source: RefSeq, a predicted model, not a curated record